AUGGCUACAGUGCAGGAUACGGCCCCAUGGAAAAACAAAGCAAUCUCUAAAGUCAGUGCCGUAUCCAGGGGUGGUAAUAGCACAGAUAAGGGCAGUGACAAGGUGGGCCCGUGUAGCCGGGGGAGCUGGUGGCUGGGAACAUUAAAAGACACGCCUGUACCGGGUCUGUACCACGUCCGGGAUUUCAUCGAGGAAUCUGAGUUGAACCCAGUGAAGAAAACCUACGGGUUCAAAGGUGUGGGCAGAAGAGCUGCCACUCUGGGUGAAUAUAAGGGUGAGCUGCUGCUGCCUGGAGCGUACCACUACACCGACUCCACCCAGGAAGUACUGAAGCGCCACAUGACCUACUCCUUCAAAAACUGUCCACGGCCUGACAUCUCCACCCUGGAGGGCCGGGACAAGCAUAUACACACUUCACCGUGCGACUACAAUGUGACAGCGAAACCAGUGGAGAAGAUUCCCUGCAAGCAUGUGAUGUUUCGGUCGAGCGUGCAGCGGAUCAGCUUUCUGCCUAAAGAAGGACCUGCUCCAUGUCAGUACAAUCCAGAGACCAGACCAGAAAAAAGCAUCACUUCCUGCUUCAAAUCCACAUUACCACGGCUCCAGCAUGUCCCCUCGAAGACCCCCGGACCAGGAGCCUAUGAACCCUUCUGGAAGUUGGGCGACCCUCUCAACAUGGACGACGUGGACCCAUCAUUUAGCCUGUUCUUCCGUAACAUUCCCUAGCUCGGAAUAUAUCCCCCCAA
Messenger RNA from Sphaeramia orbicularis (orbiculate cardinalfish), 746 nucleotides. It is a transcript of the gene stpg4, whose product is annotated as sperm-tail PG-rich repeat containing 4. Gene Ontology annotation, cellular component: male pronucleus; germinal vesicle; female pronucleus. Gene Ontology annotation, biological process: epigenetic programing of male pronucleus. The coding region runs from base 1 to 726 and encodes 241 amino acids. NCBI's taxonomy places the organism in Eukaryota, Metazoa, Chordata, Actinopteri, Kurtiformes, Apogonidae. Gene Ontology annotation, molecular function: histone binding; chromatin binding. The record is from RefSeq and is a predicted model, not a curated record. The transcript has 7 exons.